This is a messenger RNA of Pelmatolapia mariae (spotted tilapia), 1885 nucleotides long. RefSeq names its product glutamate-rich WD repeat containing 1 (gene grwd1). Gene Ontology annotation, molecular function: protein binding. The coding region runs from base 41 to 1396 and encodes 451 amino acids. The transcript is spliced from 7 exons. Gene Ontology annotation, cellular component: nucleolus. NCBI's taxonomy places the organism in Eukaryota, Metazoa, Chordata, Actinopteri, Cichliformes, Cichlidae. The record is from RefSeq and is a predicted model, not a curated record. Gene Ontology annotation, biological process: ribosome biogenesis.
UGCCUGCACCGGAAGUACGCCACACCGUGCCUCUGCCAAGAUGUCUGCGCCCGGUGAGCACGCCGUGGAGGAAAACGAGAUGGAGGAGAUGGACGAAGCGGGCAGCGAUGAGGACGAAGGGGUGGAAAUGGAAGAGGAAGGGGCAGAGGGAGAGGAGGAGAAGAAAGUGUACGUGCCCGGGAUCGAGCCGCUUGAGCCCGGGGAGGAGCUGGAGAUGGACCGCUCCGCGUACCGCAUGUAUCACGAGUGCCAGACAGGUGCUCCAUGCCUGAGCUUCGACAUCUUGAGGGAUGGAGAUGGAGACACCAGGGAGCAGUUUCCCCUGUCCAUGCUGCUCUGUGCGGGCACGCAGGCGGACACAGCUCUGAAGAACAGACUUUUGGUCAUACGCAUGUAUAACCUUCAUGGAACAGAGAAGGACAAAGAAGAGGAAGAGAGCAGCGAUGAGGAAAGUGAUGAAGAGGAGGAGGAUGAAGAAAAGAAACCACAGAUGGAACUGGCCAUGAUGCCCCACUAUGGGGGGAUUAACAGAGUCAGGGUGACGCAGGUUGGAGAGCAGUCAUUAGCCGCUGUGUGGUCAGACAAGGGACAGGUGGAAAUCUUUGAUCUCCGAUCCCAGCUGGAGGCCGUCCACAGUUCUGCUGCUAUGGCUGCGUUCAUCAAACAGCAGAAGGAGGCAGCAGCGCUCUUCAGUUUCUCAGGGCACAUGACUGAAGGCUUUGCAAUUGACUGGUCGCCUAAAGUACCUGGUCGGCUUGUCAGCGGGGACUGCAAGAAAAACAUCCACGUGUGGGAGCCGCGGGAGGGGGGGACUUCCUGGCAGAUUGACCAGCGACCUUUCAGCUCCCACACAAAGUCUGUGGAAGAUCUGCAGUGGUCGCCUACAGAAGCUACAGUUUUUGCAUCUUGUUCAGUGGAUCAGUCUAUUCGGAUCUGGGACAUCCGCGCCCCGCCCAAUUCAAUGCUCUCAGCCAAUGAAGCUCACUCGUCGGACAUCAAUGUAAUCAGCUGGAACAGGAGCGAACCAUUUCUCCUGUCAGGAGGGGACGAUGGACUCCUGAAAGUGUGGGAUCUGCGACAGUUUAAGACCGGGCGUCCCGUGGCCAACUUCAAGCAGCACAGCGCUCCCAUCACCUCGGUGGAGUGGAACCCCGUGGACUCCAGCGUGUUCGCCGCCUCGGGCGCCGACGACAUCGUCAGCCAGUGGGAUCUGUCUGUGGAGUCGUGCGACGUGGGCGCCAGGGUGGAGGCGGUCAGGGACCUUCCCCCUCAGCUGCUGUUCCUGCACCAGGGUCAGUCUGAGAUCAAGGAGAUCCACUGGCACCCGCAGAUGCCGGGCGUGAUGGUCUCCACGGCUCUGUCGGGAUUCAACGUGUUCAGGACGAUAUCCGUGUAGCGUGUUUGUGCGUUUUAGAGACAAAAGGAUAGUUUUGCAUUUACAUGAGUGAUACAUGUGUAACAAGCACUAAGAAGCUUGUAAUGUAUAUAAAUAAGCUGUGUAUGUAAUAAUUCAGCUUUUUGACAUUUAUUUUCCAACAAAGGCACCACAUUAUGGUCCCGUUAAACUUUCAGCCUGUAUGUUUACAGACUUUUGAACUUUUUUAGGCAUCACCUGCAUGCUUAAAAUACACUUUUGAUAACUUGACUGCUCUGUCAUUUACUUCUUGAAUUACUAAAGGAAAAAAAUGAGUUUCCUGUCACACAUCUCUAACCUUAAAUAUAAAUGGAAUCAUUAUGAAAAUGAUCAAAUGAAACACUUUUUUUUUCAGUAUUAAUGUGUGUGAAAUUUCAUUCUCACCAGCAGCUACCUGGUAUAGUUGGAUCUCAGGCAUUUAGCUUUUCAGCAACUUUCCUUGAAACAAAUAAAAGCCGAGGCUGGUUUCUA